AAUGUCUUAAGAACUAUAUUAAUUAUUAGUGUUAGCAUAUACUAGUACAGACAAUGCAAUUAGACAACAGGCUGAAGCUAAGUUGAUAAGUGGAGUAAUAGAGAAUAUCUAAAAUUUCUAAUCGAUAGCUUAGAUAGCAAAGAGUUAGGAUAGCAGUAUAUAAUAAAUAAAAUAAAAUAAGUGUAACAUUAGGCAGCAAGUUUGUUAAAUUCAGUAGUUUUAAGGAUGUUAUAAAGUAAUAGUAUGAAAUUUGCACUUAUUAUUUUAGUUGAAUUAUAAUUGGAACAUGCUCAAUUAGUGUUUGAUGUGAUAAUAUCAUAAUAGACUUCAUUGAAGUGCAAACAAUUAUUGUAAAAAUCUAUGAGUUUAUUGAUUAAAUUAAAUAAAAGUAAAACACUUCAUAAUUAAAUUGAUAGAAAUUAAGCCAGAAAUCGAAAACAAAAUGAAGUAAUUAGUAAAGAGUGAUUAAAUAUGGGAAAUACAAUCAGGAUUAUUUUUCUUUAAGACAUUGAUUGAUUCUUUAGAUUUGUCAUAAUAUAAUCUAAUAUUGAAUUAAGGAUUAGAUUGGAUAAAAGAUUUCUUUGAUUUAAUAUAUCCAUUAUUGAAGUAAUUGGAUGAAUAAUUAGAUAAUUUAACUGAAGAAUAUAUAAUCACUAUUAGAUAUUACAUAUAAAUUGUAAGUGAAUAUUGUGAGAAAUUAUUUAAAUAAAAGGCUCAUAAUAAAGAAUCAUUGAUUCCACUUUAAAAUAUGAUGUUUAAAUUAAAUUCAUUUUAAUUAACCUUAUUUACUAUUUUUAAAUACUCACCUUCAAAUAAUGUAAUAAAAAGUUGUAUCAUUUCUUGCACAAAUAAUGAACAAUUUGAUAAUAAAAUAAAUGAAAUUAAAAUGUAUGGAUUAAAAUGUCUUUAAUUAUUAAUAAAUUUAUUAAUAAGCAAAAGUAAAAAUGAAUAAAGGAAUAGUGUAUUUUAUAAUCAAUAAUCUAAUUUGUGUUAGUUAUUGUUAUAUUCUAUAUUUGCAUAUACAAGAUAAACAAAAAUCCAAGAUAUUUUAUAGUAAUUACUAAGCUAUAAUUAGGAAACAAUUUCUACCGAGUAUUUUGAGUAGUAUGUUGAGAUUAUUGGCACAUUUAGGUGGAUAAACUGAACUAUAUCAUUAUUUCCAAGAAUCUAAAGGUCUUUUGAUUACAGAUAUUAUCUAUCCAUUUUUAAUUACUACUAAAAAUGAAUAUCAAUUAAUGAAAGAGUAACCAGAAGAAUUUGUUAAUAUUGCAUUAGAUGUUGUUGAUAAAUAAGAAUCAGAUUUACCAAAAACAGCAGCAACAACUUUACUUGAAACAUUAUGUGAUCAUAUAGAUGGAUCAACAUCUUAUUUAGCAUAAAUGGCUAUAGUUGUAAUAUCUUCUGCAAUUUUGGAAUUGUCACAAUCUUAAUUAAGUAAAUAAUAAUAACAAAUUAUAUUAACAGAUAUAUAAUAGAUAUCUGAUAAAAAAUUAUUCUAAGAAUUUACUGCUGUUGAUAGAAUAGAAAGUAGUUUAAUGAUUUUAGCUAUUAUAAGUUAUUUAGUUUAAAAAAGAUAGGAUAUUAUAUAAUUAAUGGAAUAAUUGUUAUAAUCAAAUCUUUUAUUCUUUACUAACACAACUGAAUAAAUUAUAAAAGUUAGAUUUGCAUUAUUUUUUGGUUAUUAUUGUGAUAAUUUAUUUAAAGUGGAAUCCUAAUUUUCACUUAUGUUAAAUUACAUAUAAUUAUUGAUAACUUAUGCCAAACCAUAAGAACCUGUUGUAUUGUAUUAAUCUAUUGAUGCAUUAAAAGAUAUUUUUGAAAAUGAUGAAUUGAAACAUAAAACUGGAAGUUUAGUGGUUAAUGUAUUUCCAUCCUUAAUAAAUGGUUUGAGAUUUAGUACUUAUGAAAGACAUUUUGAAAUGAUAGGAAAUCUACUUAAGAAGUUCCCUUCUAUAUUCAUUGCAAAUGAAACUUACAUAAUCAAUCUAAUUUAAAUAUUAGUCUAAAGAAUAAUAUUAGAAGAAAAAUAGAUAAAGACAAAUAAUGAUUCAACUAGAUAUAUUCAUCUCAAUAGAUGUUGGAAUCUUAUUAGAUAAUUACCAUCAAUUAAUGAAUUUUCACCUCUUCUUCUUAAAAUUGAAUAAGCUAUGCAACCAAUUUAUGAAUCAAUUGUUAUCUAAGAUAAUCCAAUGAAUUUUGAUGAAGAUUUAAUAUUGUUUAUCUCUUCUGUUAUCUAAAAAAUUUAAUCAAUUACUCAAUUCCAAAAAGACAUCUUACCUUACUUUUCUAAAAUCAUCACCAAACAAUCUGGAAAAUUUGUAUAUUUGUAUGAAACAUUAAAUAUGUAUAUGUAUUAUGGAAGAAGUUAUUUCUUAUAAGAGUAAGCACAAACAAUUUAUUUUUAAUUAUGUCUUCAAAGUUUGAUAUAAGAAGAAGCUUUUGAAGAUAUCGAUUUAGCUGAAGGUGCACUAUUAAUCUAAUUAGGAAUUUAAAUACUACAGAAUGAUAUCAAUUAAACUAUAUUAACUUAAGUGUUCUAAUAAGUACUUUAAUUAAUUGCUAAAGAGAAUGUUACAGGAAUUAUUCGUUCUAGAAUUACAGCAAUAUUUUUGGUGGCUUUUUAUUAUAUUCCAUAAUAAUCAUAUUAAAUAUUGGGUGAACUUUUUUAAAAUGUUUAUUAAAAAGUCUUAAUAACUCAAUAUCAUGCAGGUUAUGAUAUUAAAUUAUUUAUAAUUACAAUUUGUAAAUUAAUUUAAUCAACUCCUUAAUUAUUGAAUGCAGAAUUAAUAUAAAUAAUUAUUAGGAAUUUAGAAAUUUAAGAAAAUGAUGAAAAAACAGAUAAAACAGAUUUUGAGUAAAUUAAUUAUUAAUUAUAUAGUGAUGAUAUGAUGGAUGAUGAUGAAGAAGAGGAGGAAAUUUUAGAAGAAGAGGAAAGACAAUAGGCUAAAUAAUAAAUUGAAUUACUUAAAAGUGAUUUAUAAAAUAUUGAUGAAUUCACACUUUUUAGAAACACUCUAUUGAGUUUCAAAACUUAGUAAAAUUUAAGUUUAUAUUAGAUAUCCAAAUAUUAUUGAAUCAAUUAAAUAAACUCUUGAUCAUUCAAAUUAAUAAAAAUUAAACAAUUAUCUAAAAUUUAUGAGAAUUGAUAAAAGUGAGAAUGCAAGGAAAGUAAAACUUUAUAUAUAUAUAUAAUUUAAGGUUAUGACAACUGGUAAAAGAAAAAUUAGAUAAAAUAUAUGA
Molecule: messenger RNA, 3240 nt
Organism: Paramecium pentaurelia
Lineage: Eukaryota; Ciliophora; Oligohymenophorea; Peniculida; Parameciidae
Source: the annotation of a GenBank genome assembly